CCCUGGCGGCCCGCCCAGCCCGCGGGGCUCCCGGCCACUCGCGCGGGCGCUCGCUCCGCGCACCGCCCAGCCGGCUUACCCGGAAGGGCGGGCGCGCUGGGCUCCCGGCGCUGUGUUCCACCGGCGAGGCGGGUAAUCAUGGCAGCCGAUGAGGAUAACAAAAAACAAGUUCUUAAGGAGCCUUUGUCAGAUAAAGAAUUUAUGAAAGAUGAACAAAGAGAGAGAUUAAUUGAUGAAAUUGUAAGAAAUACUCAGUUAAAGGAGGAGAUCCAAAGGCUUGAAACUGAGUUACAAGAGGCCACCGGAAACUUCCAGAUUAAAGAAGAUAUUCCUGAAACAAAGGUGAAAUUCGCAUCGUUAGAGAAUCCUGAGAAUGACAGCCAGUUUUUAAAUAUCUCCUGUUCAUUUCAAGUGAGCUCACAAGUUCUUUAUGAGCUGCAGAAAGGACAAGCCCUUAUCACCUUUGAAAAAGAAGAAGUUGCCCAGAACAUCAUCAGGAUGGGGAAGCAUCAUGUGAAGAUAGAAGAUGUAGAUGUGGAGGUUUUGGCCAAGCCAGUUCCAUUAAAUUCAGGAGUCAGAUUCCAGGUUCAUGAAGCAUACUCUAAGGUGAAGAUCAACGUUACUGAAAUUCCUGACGGAUUGCCGGAAGAUCAGAUGAGAGACAAGCUAGAACUAAGCUUUUCUAAGUCCAGAAACGGAGGCGGGGAAGUGCUCCGCGUGCAGUACGAUAAGCCGUCCCGCAGUGCUGUGAUCACGUUCACGGAACCUGGAGUUGCUGACAAGAUUUUGAAAAAGAAAGACUAUCCGCUUUAUAUAAAUCAAAACUGCUAUAGAGUUACUGUUUCUCCAUACACAGAAACACACUUGAAAAAUUUUCAGGUGUUUUCAGGAAUAUCGGAGAGGACAGUGCUUCUGACUGGGCUGGAAGAACUUCAGAUGACGGAUAUAGAACUUUUAGAGGAUUUAGUUAGCAUUCAUUUCCAACGGGAGAUGAACGGAGGUGGAGAGGUGGAAGUGGUCAAAUGUUCUCUAGGUCAACCUUGCAUCGCAUACUUUGAGGAAGAGAGGAAUGGAAUGAUCUGAAUAUUAUUAGAGCCUGUGAGCCCAAAUCACUGUCAGUAUGUGACAAAAAUGGAUAUCCCUUUUCCUUUAAAGAAUGAAGUCUUUUAAUUCUUUAGUGGCCAUUUAUUCUUAGAUACAAAAUAUGUUUCUGAAUUCUUCUUUGUUUCAAACCCUGUUGCAUGCUUACCAAUGCAGUAAGUGCACUAUAUUAAAAAGUUUUGUUUGUUCAUAAA
Molecule: messenger RNA, 1295 nt
Organism: Lutra lutra (Eurasian river otter)
Lineage: Eukaryota; Metazoa; Chordata; Mammalia; Carnivora; Mustelidae
Gene: NMI
Product: N-myc and STAT interactor
Cellular component (GO): cytoplasm
Source: RefSeq, a predicted model, not a curated record